Messenger RNA from Macrobrachium nipponense, 4550 nucleotides. Its product is annotated as protein turtle-like. Bases 574 to 3741 code for a protein of 1055 amino acids. NCBI's taxonomy places the organism in Eukaryota, Metazoa, Arthropoda, Malacostraca, Decapoda, Palaemonidae. The record is from RefSeq and is a predicted model, not a curated record. Gene Ontology annotation, molecular function: protein binding. The transcript has 13 exons.
CCAGCCAGCCGCCCCUCGACCCGAGAGGAGAGAGACAGACCCCGAGUCAGUGUGCCAGUAGCAGUCAAGAAGUAGGCAUGUGCUUCGCGCAGCCCCGGUGCCUCCAGCACACGCUGUGUCUGACUUAGAUCACGGCGCCUAUACAUAAAUUCUUGGAAUUAAUAUUUUUCAAACCAAAUAUUGCUAUUGGAAAUGCGUCUAAUUCCAUAAAACCUCGAGGUAAAUACUUUUGAAAAUUCAUAAAAAAAGAAAAUUAAUUUUGAAAAAUUCCCUGAACAAAAGGCAUUACAAAGCCUUGAGAAACUACCUCAACGAGCACAAGAGAUUUAUGUGAUGGAAAGCAAUGCUCUGAUUUAUCUGUGUACCCAUUAGUUAUUUUCCUCAUACCUGCAGUGCCACUAAUAAAUCACGGGACCAGUGAAUUACAACAGCCAGAAAUUUAAGUCCUGGUGUUAAAAUGAAAUAUAAAACUUACAGUGACUCCUGAACUAUAUUAAACAAGGAAUCUGGUUAAGUUCCUUAACAGCACAUUAUUCUGGUGUGCGGUACGAAGUGAUAAUACGAUCGUUAAUAAUGGACUUGAAGGAGUAUUGUCAGUAUGGAAUUUUACCCUUACUCCUGGUGGUUUCGUCUUCCGCCUUUGCAGAAAUUUCCAGUGAAGUGGAGGUGUGGGGCGUCGCGGGAGGAAGGGUGGAGCUUCCAUGCGAACCAAAACUCAAGGAACCGAACGACUAUCCUGUCUUGGUCCUGUGGUACCUCUCGAGUAACACGACGCCCGUUUACAGCUAUGACGCAAGGACGGGCGACUUCAGCAGCGGAAAGAGGUGGGCCGAUUUGCACACCUUCGGCAACAGAGCCUAUUUCUCGGCGCUGGCAGUACCGCCCAGCCUAAUCCUGGAGCCCCUCCGCUCGGAUGACGGAGGAAUUUACACCUGCAGGAUUGACUACCGGCGGUCGCCUUCCACCUCUGCUGUCACCAAUCUCACUGUUAUAGUCCCACCAGGGCCACCUGUAGUUUUAUGGAAUGGCGUCGGGGUCGUAGGAAGCGUAGGCCCACUACAGGAGAACUCUCAAGUCACUUUGAUCUGCAGAAGUAAUGGGGGAAGCCCCCCACCUCGACUGACUUGGUGGUGGAGGGGAUCGAAGCUUUCACAUCAAACGACUAAUGUCACCUUCAAUCCCCUCAGCAGGUCACCGAAAGUUGAAUCGACGGUAUGGCUGAGGGCUACCAGGGGUUUCCAUGGAGCACUGCUGACCUGCCACGCCCACCCACCAACACCAGAGCAGUCCAGUCGCAAUAUCAUUUUGCAACCUCGCACAGCGUCCGUCUCCCUCAACAUUACGUUGCCACCAUUAGAAAUCAGUAUAACUGGAACGAGAGGGCCUGUUUCAGCAGGAACUGCCCUGCAGCUAGAGUGCCGCUCCGUGGGGUCAAAUCCCCCUGCAGAACUAAACUGGUGGAGAGGUCACUUGCAUCUUACUGAGGUCGUGCAUUCGAUAUAUAACGCUGGAAACGUGACGACAGCGACUCUAACAGUGGUGACAAACAGAGACCACGAUGGUGCUACCUUUGCUUGCACUGCAUCUAACCCGUUGCUGCCCAAUUCUCCUAUCACCCGCACUGUCAGGCUGGAAGUUCACUAUCCGCCAGUUGCGACUUUGAGGUUAGGGAGGGCAAUUAAUUCUUCAAUCAUUCAGGAGGGCAAUGAUAUCUACUUUGAAUGUGAUGUGGCAGCUAAUCCCGAAGUCCAGAGAAUUGACUGGACACACAAUGGAGUCAUGCUAAAGCAUAACCUAAAAGCAGGCAUUAUGAUGAGUGGCCUCAGUCUGGCUUUGCAGAAAUUGAGCAAGCGUAACUCUGGUUCUUACACGUGCAUUGCCUACAACAGCGAGGGGAGGAACACCAGUAAUACCCUUCAUCUUACUGUCAGACAUGCACCCCAGUGUUUUGGAGGCACUCAAGCAAAAAUUGUAGGUUCAGCAAGAGGCACACCUACCCUCCUUACCUGCCGAGUGGAAGCGGAGCCUUCAGAAAUUAUCGGCUGGGAGUGGGUUAGAAUCAGAGACGAUAAUACAGACGAAAAAAUACCAGAGAAAAUAGUGCAGAGCAACGGCCUGACUUCCAGUGUCAGACUCACUCCUCUCUCCCAAGGAGAUUACGGAUACGUGACAUGUCGCGCUACCAAUGAAAUUGGCAAGCAGCUGGACCCCUGCGUGAUCAACUUCGUCCCAGCAGGGCCACCUGACCCCCCCACCAACUGCUCAGCUACACCUGUGAACAGAGGCCAAGAAACGACUUCCUUGUCUAUUGCCUGUCACGAAGGUUUCGAUGGCGGCCUUCCUCAAGAGUUCCUCCUCGAGGUUCAGCAAGAAAAAGAGGUUAUUGCCAAUUUAAGCAGUGAGUUUCCAGAGUGGGUAGUGGACCAACUACUAGGUGGUGCCAGUGUCACUAUCAGAGUGACUUCACAAAAUGCCCACGGGAAAAGUGAGCCUUUGAUGUUAGAGGUACACACGCCCCUUGCACAGCAUAGAGAAGCUUUAGACAGCGCCACAAAAGAUAAGAAAACCCUUCUGGGAGCCACAACUCUCUUUGGAGCACUGGUGGGCGUGGUGGUCGUUCUCGUCAUUCUGAUUAUCGUGAGUGUGGUCAUAGCCCGAAAGGCUAAGCCCCGUCCCAAGAAUAAACCUACAAUCGUUUCUACAACGCCCGUGGACAGCACAUGGGAGUGCUACAACCCGGACCUCGUCUCUUCUGCACAGCAAAGGCAGCCGAACAGAGAGGCACUCACGGUCAGUCAACAAAGCUUGCCCUCACCGCGUCUGCACACUCUUAUGCAGAAGCACCGCAAUACAUGCUUGCCUUUGAAUGAACAAGCGCAGAACUGUAUUCAGAUGCAUAGGAAAUCCUUGCCUCAUUUGCUAAUCAGCAAUCGAGAUACAAAGGGUUCAAAAGAUAUGGAACUUCAAACAUUUGAUCUCGAGGACUCAGGGAGCGAUUCAAACAAUGACUCGGAUGUAGAAUCUGUCAUCGAAGUGACCCAUUUUGCUACAAAGGGCCUGAUCUCAAGUACAAAAGUGGACAAGAGCCUUCACAGCUCCUGCUCUCCUCUGACGAAUACAAAUGCCAGCAAAGGGAAUACCCUGGGCGCUGGCGCCAACUUAUCUAAAUCGUCUCACGCUUUAUCUUACGAAAAAGAGGCUACAAAACCUUUAUUAACCAAAGAGGACAAGAAUAUUUCAAACCCCAGAAUUGUUACCAAUCUUCACACCAAAACCUCGCUGUCAAAUAUUUGUGCUAAAGAGAGAGCUAUAAUUCCUCCAAAAUCCCCAGAGAAGCACAGAAAAGAAAGAUCUGUUAGUGAAAGAGAUAAACUCUUAGGGGACCAAUCAGCGUGCCAAAAUAAAACAGCCCCUGAUAUGACACCUCCCCCAAAACCCCCAAGAGUUUUCAACCCUUCACAGCCAUCAGCUCUUCCAUCAUCUCCCGAUUCUCAAAAGAGAGGCUCUAAAUUAUCCCUCCUGGAUUACAGGGCUUGUGCUCAACAAAAACCACAAAAACCUUCGGAAACUACUGGAAGUCAUCAGAGAGAUGACGCGUGCGCCCCGCUGGCCGAGGAUGAAGUAAGGGGGUCCUACCAAGACUCAGAAAAGGGAAAUAAGCGAAUUCGUCAGAAUGGAAUACCGAAAAAAAAUACAGACGAAGUCGUCAGAAAGAGUCCAAGUAGGGAAACGAGUAUAUGACCCAUGCCUCCGAUAUGGCUCUCUCUCCAGCCUGUUGAAAAGAGGGCCGUAUCUGGUGAAUAAACUUUCCUCCGAAUUGACAGUUCUAGUAAACGUUAAGACCAGUUACUUUGGUACCUCCUCGGUUCUACUGCACGUGAAAAUUUGAAUGCAGAGUCGAAUUAAUAUAUUCUAUAUAUGAAAUAUUGACUUUUGCGUAAUUUCAGGGAACAACGUUUCUUGGUGAUAAGUACAACGUUAUUCGCAAGUAUUACAAAGAAAACGUGUGGGCGAGUGUCAAAGUAAACAUAAAUAUCGCGCGGAAUAUUCUUUGUGUCUGACAUAAUCGAUGAGACUUUUGUCAGCCUUGAGGCUCUAAACUCUUUUAGAUGAUGCCAACGUUAUGAAACUAGUCAGUGAAAACGUAUCAAAUAAGUUCUGUUUUAAUAAACUGAGACCACAGUAUUUUUUUUUUUAUAAAAAUAAUAAGGGUUAUAACAAUAACAAGUGGGCAUUUAUAAGUGAAAAAAAUAAAUGUUAAAUCGCAUUAAGCACAACAAAUCGGAACUUGUUAUCGCGUGUGGAUCAAUGCUAUUUAGAUUCUUUAGUAUAAACCUUCAUCUUUCCAAACAGGAGGACAUUUGUAUUCUGAAAACUAAAUGUUAAAUAAGUGCAGAAAGGAGGCCACCCAGGUCAUACUUUUACAAAAUGUGAACUGAAAAAUUUCGCACUUAAUAUUAAAAUAUCUUUAAGAAAUUAAUAUACGUCACAUCGUACCUUCAAGACUGCUGUCAAAUCGUACCUCCCAAUUUCAUUAAACACACACACAU